CUCACUCGCAGGGCCCGUCAAAUCAGGCCUCGCGUCACCUCCCACUCGGCUAUAAGUGCGAUACGCGCUUAUGUUUCCCAACGAGCGCAUUUUUCCCGCGAUACAUAUUCCGCCGAAAAGACGUUGCGAAAAGAGAGCUUAGCCGAGCUAGCGGCCCUUCGAUCGAGAGAAAGACAGAGCCUGCACUUUUCGACACUGCGACAACAAUCGCGCGUGUGUGUGUGUGUGUGUGUGUGUGUGUGUUGGACUCGCGAGAAAGAAACGUACGCGCCGAUCGCGGUGUGUACAAAGGAUGUUCCGCGUGUGCGGUGGUUGGGUAGUAGGAGUAGGACUAGGAGCGCUAGUGGAGUGGUGAGAGGAUGAGGCUGCUGGAAGAGGUAUAAAAGUUGCCGCGCGGAUUGAGGAGUCAGCGACAAUAGCGCGGCUCGCGGAUAGACGCGCAUUGCCUCUUAGUAGUCCUCUUUGGGUUGAGGAUAUAUUUUUUGCAAGGGCGAAGGACGGAGUUGUUGAAGAACGAAGGAGGAUUUGACCGUCGGUGGGAACGAAGUCUUCGGUUUUUUCCACGUCAGGAUGAAGCUGCAGCUAGCAGCAGCGUUACUGCUGGUCGCAUCGCAGACGUUAGCGGCUCGGCUCGACAACACCUAUCUGCCGCCUGGCAGCGCUGGCUCCGCUGGCGGAACAGGCUUGCAAGCUCCCGGCAAGGGCUUCGGUGGCGGUGGCGGCGGCUUCGGCGGUAAUGCCGGUGGUUUCGGCGGUCGACCAGGCGGAGGCGGCGGUGGUUUCGGCGCCAGACCAGGAGGCGGUGGAGGCGGUGGUUUCGGCGGACCUGGAGGCGGCGGAGGCUUUGGCGGAGCUGGGGGCGGCGGCGGCUUUGGUGGACCUGGCGGCAGCGCUGGCGGUGGCGGUGGUGGACCCCAGAUUCCCAUCGUCUCGUUCGACGCUCAGAACGGCGGUGACGGCAACUACCGAUACAGCUACGAGACCGGCAAUGGCAUCCAGGUCCAGGAACAAGGACAGGCUCAAGGCAAUUCGGAGGCGGUGAGCGGCUCGUACAGCUACACGGGUCCGGACGGCCAGGUCUACAGCAUCAGCUACACGGCCGACGAGACGGGAUUCCACGCGUCGGGUGCGCACAUCCCCACGCCACCGCCGAUUCCUCCUGAGAUCCAGAGGGGCGUCGAAUUGGCCCUGGCUGCAGAGGCUCGCGGAGAGAACCAAGACGGAAGCUACAAGGGCGAAGGCGGCUCCGGUGGCGGAGGUGGUGGCGGUGGAUUCGGCGGCGGCGGCGGCGGCGGCGGCGGCAGUGGAUACCAGAGCGGCGGUGGAGGCGGUGGAUACCAGGGCGGCGGCGGCUACCAGAGCUCCCAGGGAGGCUACAAGUAUUAGACGUCAAUCGUCGCAUGACACACUCUGUCUCUCGUUGAGCCAUAUGCCACUGAACUGCCAACAAGCUGAUUAAGAAUCUUCUUAUUUCCAUAUUGUAUGCUGUAAAUACUCAAUCUUCUUUCUUCUCCAUUAUGGUGUAAUAACCGUAGGCUACACUGAGUUUUCCCUGAUAUAUAACGGACUACCCGCAAGCUGCAUAACGUCGACACCGAUCGACGACGAAAAAGAGCUGAUUUUUCGUGUGCUAUUUUUCACGUAACAGGCAUUAUUCGUAUCGUACGACUCAUUGAGAAUAAGCUGCACGUAAAAUGUAUUAUUUUUUCUUCUUUGUUUUUGGUUGCUGGAAAAUGAUGUGAUAAUUAUGUAAGUGUAUUUUAUACGAUAUAAAUAUAUGUAUUUUAUCAUUA
Messenger RNA from Nasonia vitripennis (jewel wasp), 1793 nucleotides. RefSeq names its product pupal cuticle protein 20-like. The coding region runs from base 571 to 1386 and encodes 271 amino acids. NCBI's taxonomy places the organism in Eukaryota, Metazoa, Arthropoda, Insecta, Hymenoptera, Pteromalidae. The record is from RefSeq and is a predicted model, not a curated record. The transcript is spliced from 5 exons. Gene Ontology annotation, cellular component: chitin-based extracellular matrix. Gene Ontology annotation, molecular function: structural constituent of chitin-based larval cuticle.